Nematostella vectensis (starlet sea anemone) is the source of this 4357-nucleotide messenger RNA. RefSeq names its product sushi, von Willebrand factor type A, EGF and pentraxin domain-containing protein 1. The record is from RefSeq and is a predicted model, not a curated record. Gene Ontology annotation, molecular function: calcium ion binding. Lineage: Eukaryota; Metazoa; Cnidaria; Anthozoa; Actiniaria; Edwardsiidae. The coding region runs from base 107 to 1306 and encodes 399 amino acids. The transcript is spliced from 6 exons.
CUUAGUAGUGUUGUUUCUAGAAAAAUUGUAGUGGGAUAACUUCGCCUGUUUAAAAAGUAGUAUGAAUUAUUAAAAGAAGAUUGUUUUCACCCAUUUAACAUGUCUUAUGAGAUUAUUCUCCCAUAAUGAUGAUAGAGAAGCUAAGAGCAACAUCACCUCCUUGCCGCUAAAAUCACCAAUGGCUACAUCGAAGAUUAUACUGUCAAUCAUUCUGCUGCUAUGGCGAUACGUCAAUGCAGAUGUUUGCGAUGGCUUUUUUAAGAUGCCGAAAUCCAUGCUGAAGGGUCACGUGAUUGAGACAAUAACAGCAACCGAGAAAGACUGUCGAGCGAUAUGCAGGCGCAACAGCGCUUGUAACUCAAUCAACUACAUCCGUAAAACGUCGCAAUGUGAGUUGAAUAGCGAUACCCAUUUUGCGUUCCCUGAACAUUUCAUUCCUGGCAGAGCACCUGACGCGUACUACGCUAUUGUGAAACCAGUGACCAAGUGCAGUAACAUGUUCUGUAGCAGUGGUAUGACGUGCAAGAUGCGAGAAGGCGGAAAGACAUACAAGUGUGAAGAUGUGAAUGAGUGUGACACCUCAAACCCUUGCCAUGUGAACGCCACGUGCACAAAUACCGUGGGCUCAUACGAAUGCUCGUGCAAGCCCGGUUUAGUUGGGGACGGUCUUAAGUGUGCCGUUGUUGGAUGCGUGCUGCAUUUUGCAACAAACAGUACAUCCAACUUUAUCCAACUCAGCCAGCCGCUUGCAUGGUUUUAUAGCUUUACAGUAACAGUGUGGCUGAAAAUGGGCGCAGUUGACAACGGAGACCCCGCUAUGAUACUGACGUACGCAACGCCCGCGAAAGUGGAUGCACUGACCAUUGGUAUCAGCAGGAAUGGUAGCGCAGAGAUUACGUUUGAUGGAUCAAAAGUUACACUCGCAUCUGGUUUCACUCAUAACAACACAUGGCAGCAUCUAACAUUUAUGCAUAUAAAUGGGAAAUUCCAAGUUUACAAGAACAAUGUCUUACAAGGGGAGAAAACAGUUUCAGGGACCUCUGCACCCAGCACAAACGGUAUCGUGGUAAUUGGCCAAUACCAGGGGUCAGUUGGGGGAAAUUUUGACUCUUCCAAGCUGUUCUACGGCUACAUGGCGAACCUGAAUAUCUGGUUAUACGCAAUUAAUGAUGAUACUAGGGGCAAAGCUCACCAACAAGGAUGUAAAGGCUCAGUACAAGGCUCCCCGAAUUUGUCAUGGGAGACUAUUACCGGUGAAACGCUCUCAGGCGACAUACAACCACAAUGCGCGAUGACAUGCCCUUAAAACAUAUCAAGCCAUUAAUUUGAUAGGCCUUAUUACUUUUUAAGACACCACAUCUAUGCCUUAAUUAUUAUAUUUAUAAGGCUUAACAACUCGUCAACAUCAUCAUCAUCACCACCAUCAUCGUCAUAAUCAUCGCAUAUCGCCAUCAUCACAACCAUGAACGUGAUCAUCAACUUUGUCACAGGAGUUUUAUGACAACGUAGAUAGGACAAGAUAGGACAGCAUCGAUUUGAUGCUUGCUUUAUUUCCUCGUAGAACUCCCUCCGGUUCGUCUGCUCUCUGUCUCUGACUAAACCUCGGUCAGGCCAUCUUCAGUGUGACUCUGACCCCUUUACAUCGCCUCUGAUUCUCUCUCUCUUCUGAUCUCUUCUAAACUGAAAUCUUAUUUUCCUCUCUUCUCUCUCUCCUCCGAUCUCUUCUGAACUGAAAUCUUAUUCCCUCUUCUUGAUCACAUUGUUAUCGCCUCUUUAUAUACUAUCGUGACUCUUUAGUUAUUCAUACGUUUUGAGCGUUACUUAGCUAGGUGUGAGAAAGGGAAAAAGUUUAAAUGAGAAAAGAGCACCUGGUUUUCCAAGACUCAUUAGAAUCACACAUUCAUCACAAGGUGUUGGAAAUGGUUCGCGGCAAUGGUUUUGAUGCUUUGGAAAUUUUUUGUAUUCGUGGAAUUACGUGUCCCUUACUCUAGUUGCGUGACUUGAGUUGCGUGACAACUUCAUCAUCACGGCCAUUCGUAUACAUAUGACCAACAUGUAUCAUCUAAUGUGCAUAUUUUUUAUCAUACAUGUUGUAUUCAUACACUGAAAACGUUAUCUCUCGUUUUGUAGUUUUAUUCUAUUCGUCAUCAUAAUCACGAUUAUUAUCAUUAUUAUUACACUCGUUAUCGUAGUAUUUACCGAAUAAUACAGAGUAUAGAACAGUGUCAUAAAAUGAGAAAUUCGAUUGCGCUGCUACUAGGCAAGAUUAUUUAGUAGACAGCGAUGGAAAACACUAUUCCAUCCGAUACCAUGCGAUUAAACCAGCUCUUUUGUUUUAAAAUGACGGUAUUUUUUCGGGAAAAAAAUUUGGAUAACUAUAACCAGUGGAGAGGCAUAGUAGUAUCAUUUUCUGCAUGCUUUUAUUGUUAGAAAACGAGUAGGCGUUUUUUUCCUGGUUUAAGGCUGUACACAAAGCGAAAUCAGUGACAAAUGUCAACAGGUCAACUUUCCAUAGCUUUACAUUCAAGCAAUACUUUACAUUUGUGCUGGUUUUUACGUGGGUUGUCGCGUGCGCAGUUUUCAGCACAAUUUAGUAAGGAUACUUAUCUUAUCACUUGCCUUUGGGGUUAAAGGACCGGGGUGCACAAACGAAAUUCUUGUGAAGAAAAUUCAACUGUGAAAAGGCUCCGAGCGAUGACGUCGCAUUUGAAUCUAUUUUACCAUGUUGGGAUUUCAAAGAGAUUUCUCGCGUUUUUUUAGCCUAUUGUUUACAAUUUUAGCAUAUUAUUAACAAUUAGAAUCAGACUUCUUUUACAUCUAGACUAAACCUCUCUGCAUCAAAUAAAAAGGUAAACAAAUUAAUCAGUUGCAGAACAAUGUUUAGAUAAUUCACUAGCUUUUUAGUCAUUUUUUCGUGCCUUGGACCGUGUUUUUUUUGCGAAGAAAGCAGAGGUUGAUUUUCAAGAUAGGCGGUUGUGAUGGCCGCCAUUAUUCGACCAUGCUUUUGCAAACGAGCUAUGACGUCACUGGCAGCGAUCAUCAGGGAACAAAAGAACCCUUGGAGAUACCUCCUCCCUCCUGGACUCUGCCAAAUUUUCGUCUUUAAUAAGACUUCUUCAGGGCCAGAAGAAGUCUUGUUAAAGACGAAAUUUUGGCAGAGUCGAAUUCCAGUUUUUGGUGUAUUGUAUUCAUUCUUCUGGUUCACGAACACGACUAUUUAGGCUUUUUGUAUUUAAAGCAUCAUCAUAGUAUAUACUACUUGUACCGUUAUAUAUCAGGGGCUCAUAAGUUGAGGGAAUCAUCUGUAUCGUAAAAGAGUCUGCCCAGAAGAAGUCUUAUUAAAGACGAAAAUUUGGCAGAGUCGAAUUCCAGUUUUUGGUGUAUUGUAUUCAUUCUUCUGGUUCACGAACACGACUAUUUGGGCUUUUUGUAUUUAAAGCAUCAUCAUAGUAUAUACUACUUGUACCGUUAUAUAUCAGGGACUCAUAAGUUGGGGCAAUCAUCUGUACUGUAAAAGUGUCAAAUAUAUACUGUGUACAGACAGAUUAUAAAUCGUAUUAAUUUUCGAACUUUAAAUUCUUUAAUAAAAUAACUUAAAAUAAAGCAUCAACAUUCGAUGUGCUACUUCUUACCUUACUGUUAAUUAACCAAUCAGAUAGCGAGAUUAAGCGAAUUCUAAACUUACUGUUAGUUACUGGCCAUAUAAAAAACCUUAUAAUAAUUUAGACUCUAAGCGAAACAAAAAUUCGACAUCGAAACAAUUAUUACCUAUUUUCGUUUGCAAGACAUGAAAAAAUGUCCUAGUAACAACGCUUGUGGAGAAAAAAUAAUUCAAGGCUAUUAAGAAAAUGUUUUUUUCUCCAGGAUUAAUAAAUUAAAAGAUAAAAAUAAAUCGUUUUCCCCCUUCUAUAGGCCAACAUUUUGGAUUCCUUUAGAAAAAGUCAAAUUUUCAGUAUCUGUCAUCUGACUGGCUAAUCCGCACGUCUAAAAAUAGUUUGAUCCAGAGAAACGCCGUGGUUCCUAACUGAUACCAAAAUGUGGCGAAGUUGAUUCCUCCUACUUAUGAGGCCCUGGUUUUAUCUACUAUAUCUAUAUAAUUUAUCAUUUGCACAGAAAAAAAACGCUUUGAUGUAAAGAGUACAUGGCCGUAUAUACCUGGGAAUACGACCAAGUACUGGACUAUGCUAGGCACAUAGCAAGUUGGCCAAAUGUAAUAUGAAAAGAUCAGGGAAAUAAAUAACAUAAAAACUUCUUAAACAGUAAGUUUUUAAAAAUCAAGUUCACUUACAAGUAGGCCUAUAAAUAUCAGCUUGGUACCUAUGCGUAAAUGUGUAAAUAAAGGAGAGGAAGAAGCAAA